CGCUGCUUUGGCCGCCUGACGGACGCGUGGCGUCACCAGUUCCCGGAGGCCUCAGAGAUCCCUCGUUGGGGUGACCUGUCCAGGGCGGGUGUUGCCAUCUAUGAUCUUGACUUUGAUGCUAUUCUCUCUGCCAUGUAUGCUGUGUCUAUUAGUGAUGAGGGUGACUGUUACCGGUGUUUCCCGCCCGAUCCGGGUAUUGAGACUGCUGCUCUAGGUCCUGGUGAGGCUGCUGCCCUAGGUGCUUGCGACGCUGCUGCCCUAGGUGCUCGUGUGUCUGCGUCCUCAGGUACUGGUGAGUCUGCGCUCUCAGGUACUACGUCGGCUUCGGCCUCCCUCACCUUCACCCUUGACUCUGGGGCGUCUCGCUCCUUCUUUAGGGACCGCACCACACUCACACCGCUGAGUCGACCGGUUGCAGUGUCUCUGGCUGACCCCUCUGGGGGUCCUGUCCUGUCUCGCUUCUCCACAGUCCUCCCGUGUCCGGCGGCUCCCUCUGGCACCCUGUCUGGUCUCUACCUCCCCUCGUUCUCUACGAACCUGGUGAGUGGUGCUGACCUACAGGAUGCGGGUGUACACCAGUUCACUCCUGCGCGUCAGCGGGUGACGCACUGUACAGAGGCUCGCACAGGCCGACACCUGGCUACGUUUACCCGUCAGCCGGGGUCGAGCCUGUACACACUGACCACUGCGUCUCCUCCCGUUACUGAGUCUGGUAGAGUCGCUUCGUCGGGUCAGGUGUUUGCUGCUGCGUCCAGGUCUGGUCCUGAGUCUGCCCCCUGUUCUUGUCGUCUCCUGUCUCACGAGACUCUUCUCUGGCACCACCGUCUUGGUCACCCCUCUCUGCUUCGGCUCAGAGGCAUGGCCUCCCGUCUUCUAGUGUCUGGUCUUCCCCGGUCCCUCCCUCCCCUUCCUCAGGGCCCUGGCCCUACCUGUGUCCCCUGUGUCGAGGGGCGCCAGCGUGCUGCCCCUCACUCCUCCCAGUUUCCUCCGACAGAGGCCCCGUUGCAGACGCUCCACAUGGACGUGUGGGGCCCAGCCCGCGUCCGUGGGCAGGGUCACGAGCGCUACUUCCUGCUCGUUGUUGACGACUACUCGCGUUACACCGCAGUCUUCCCCUUGCGCGGCAAGGGUGAUGUCACUGAGGUGCUGAUCGACUGGAUCCGCGCAGCUCGUCUCCAGCUCAGGCAGAGCUUUGGCUCCGACUUUCCUGUUCUGCGUCUGCACUCGGACAGAGGCGGAGAGUUCUCCUCUGGCUUUCUGCGAGCCUACUGUCGUGCACGAGGCAUCCGUCAGACCUUCACGCUCCCGGACUCUCCGCAGCAAAAUGGGAUUGCUGAGCGCCGCAUUGGCAUGGUCAUGGACGUCGCUCGUACGUCUAUGAUGCAUGCGGCUGCCCCCCAUUUUCUGUGGCCGUUUGCGGUGAGGUACGCGGCACGUCAGAUCAACCUUCACCCCAGGGUCUCCAGGCCGGAGACCUCCCCAGCCUUGCUGUGGACCGGGAAGGUGGGCGAUGCGUCGGCGUUCCGGGUCUGGGGAUCUCGGGCGUUUGUCCGCGACUUGUCUGCGGACAAACUGUCCCCUCGUGCUGCUCCUUGCGUCUUCCUGGGGUUCCCCCCAGACGCGCCUGGGUGGCAGUUCUACCACCCCACCUCUCGCCGUGUUCUGUCCUCUCAGGACGUCACGUUCGACGAGUCGGGUCCUGCCCCUUCAGGUGUGUCCCAGGUAGACGCAGUCGAGCCUGUCGAGGUCACUGGUGACUCUGGUGCUGCUGGGGGUGCUGGGCCUGGGGAUGCUGGGCCUGGGAGUGCUGAGCCUGGGGGUGCUGAGUCUGGGGGUGCUGAGCCUGGGGGUGCUGAGCCUGGGGGUGCUGAGCCUGGGGGUGCUGAGCCUGGGGGUUCUGAGUGUGGGGGUGCUACGCCUGGGGGUGCUUUGCCUGGGGGUGCUGGACCUGGGAGUACUGCGCCUGGAGGUCCUCCGCCUCGAGUUUCUACGCGUGCUUUGUCUCGCCGGGAGCCACUCUCUCCACAGGAGCUGCGCGAGUGGUUUGCCCGGCGCUGGAGCCGUGCUGCUGGUGCUGGAGGUUCGUCGGCUACUGAGGGUGCUGCUGUUGCGGGUCCCGGAGGUGCUCGUACUGGGAGUACUGGAGCUGCUGGGCCUGCGGGUUCGACUGGAGCUGGUGCUGCUGAGGGUGUUGGAGCUGAGACUACCACUGGCGGUCCUGCUGGGGAUGCUCCUGGUGUUGCUCGAGGUUCUGGAGCUACUGGAGGUGCUGCUGGAGCGGGUGCUCCUGCUGGGGGUACUGGUGCUGUCCCUGCUGUUUCUGGCGUAGCUACGCGGCCUCGACCGUACUUCGUUCCACUCCUGCAGCAGGUUCUUGGUCUUCCGCCCUCUCCUGGUCCUCCUCCUCUCUUGGAGGGUCCACAGCCUGUCCCGUCGCGGUCACUGCUACAGCCUACCUCCCCUUUACCUGCUCCUUCUCCCUACACUGGUCCUACUGGAGGUCUUACUGAGCGUCGUGAGCCUGCGUCUCGCCCUGCGUCGCCUGUCCGUGCUGCUCGCGCUAGUGGUCGUGGUUCGCGUCAGCGUCCUCCUCCUGUCCCUGGCACGCACAGGAUGUCUCUGCGUCCGUCUACUGCUCCUCUGCGUGCCCCUUUGCCUUCUCCUCCUGAGUCCUCUCUUCCUGCUCUUCCCGACCCUGCGUCGGACUCUCUUCGUGCUGCCAGUCCUACUGUCACGCGUCUCCUUGCUACUGUCGUCACUGACCCUUCCUUCGAGUCUACUGCUGCGUCUGCCCUAGUUACUGAGCUCGUCGACUUUGCUGCUCGCUGUCGCCUAGACUACGCUGCUAGUCUUGUCGCUGAGUCUGGGUCUGCCUGUCCUCCGUCAGUCGGGGGUGAGUGUGCCCUUGGCACGGACGUCCUUGAGGACAGGCAGGAGGAGUUCCAGUGUCUGGCAGCUACUUCACCUCAUCUCGUGUCCGUACUGCUUACCCCUGAGGGAGACCCGGAUGCACUUGACAUCCCGACUCCGCGCUCUUACGCGGAGGCGGUAGAGGGUCCCUACUCCUCUCAGUGGCAGGCAGCUAUGGAUGCAGAGAUGGCUUCCUGGAAGUCCACAGGCACCUACGUUGACGCUGUCCCCCCUCUUGGGGCGAACAUCGUCAGUGGCAUGUGGAUCUUCAGGGUGAAGCGGCCGCCGGGUUCUCCGCCUGUCUUCAAGGCACGUUACGUGGCUCGUGGCUUCAGUCAGCGACAGGGAGUUGACUACUUUCAGACCUUCUCCCCCACCCCGAAGAUGACCACUCUUCGGGUGCUGCUACACGUUGCUGCUCACCAUGACUACGAGCUGCACUCUCUCGACUUCAGCACUGCUUUCUUGCAGGGCAGCCUGCACGAGGAGAUCUGGCUGCGCCGCCCACUUGGCUUCACUGGGUCUUUCCCUCCUGGUACCCAGUGGAGUCUCCGGCGUCCAGUCUACGGUCUCCGCCAGGCGCCACGUGAGUGGCACGACACACUGAGGACUACGCUUGCGGCUCUUGGGUUUGCUCCUUCUACUGCCGACCCGUCGCUGUUUCUACGCACCGACACCUCUCUGCCGCCGUUCUACAUCCUCGUGUACGUCGACGACUUGGUCUUUGCCACAGCUGACACUGCUGGACUCGCCCACGUGAAGUCCGAGCUGCAGAAGAGACACACGUGCACAGACCUGGGUGAACUGCGCAGCUACCUUGGCUUGCAGAUCACCCGGGACAGAGCACGCCGCACCAUUACCCUGACUCAGUCACACAUGGUGCAGCAGGUCCUUCAGCGCUUCGGCUUCACGUACUCCUCGCCUCAGGCCACUCCUCUGCCUACUCGCCACUCACUCUCAGCUCUGCCUUCGGAUGAGUCAGUAGAGUCGAGUGGCCCGUAUCCAGAGCUUGUUGGCUGCCUCAUGUACCUGAUGACCUGCACACGACCUGACCUUGCAUAG
Closterium sp. Naga37s-1 is the source of this 3972-nucleotide messenger RNA. The record is from the annotation of a GenBank genome assembly. NCBI's taxonomy places the organism in Eukaryota, Viridiplantae, Streptophyta, Zygnematophyceae, Desmidiales, Closteriaceae.